This is a messenger RNA of Sitophilus oryzae (rice weevil), 3362 nucleotides long. RefSeq names its product muscleblind-like protein 1. The coding region runs from base 111 to 1682 and encodes 523 amino acids. The transcript is spliced from 6 exons. Gene Ontology annotation, molecular function: metal ion binding. The record is from RefSeq and is a predicted model, not a curated record. Lineage: Eukaryota; Metazoa; Arthropoda; Insecta; Coleoptera; Curculionidae.
GCCGAUGUAAUAGAGAAAAACCACCCUGCAAAUACUUCCAUCCCCCACAGCAUCUCAAAGAUCAGUUACUAAUCAACGGAAGGAAUCACCUUGCCCUUAAAAACGCACUGAUGCAACAGAUGGGACUUACACCAGGACAACCCUUGGUUCCAGGCCAAGUCCAAGCGGUGGUGGACCCGUCAAUUGAUUGCCUUCCUUUGACCCAUCCAUAUUUCUCCAUGCCAUUCGAUGAGCCGUAUGCGCUGAUGGCAGCCAAUCCCUACCUGACCGGAAUGCCACAAGUAGGCAGUACGUACAGUCCGUACUUCGCACCAGGCCCCAUCAUGCCCACGAUAAUGGGCCCCGACCCCACAGGAGUGGGGUCACCACUCGGGGUCGUACCGCAGACAGUGGUAGCCCAACAGAAAAUGCCUCGAUCUGACAGAUUAGAGGUGUGCCGCGAGUUCCAGCGCGGGGCGUGCAAGCGCGCAGAGUCCGAAUGUCGCUUCGCGCAUCCCGCCGACGCCGUGACCGCCAACGAGGACGGCACGGUCACCGUCUGCAUGGACGCAGUCAAGGGCCGCUGCAACCGCGACCCCUGCCGCUAUUUCCAUCCCCCUCUGCACCUCCAAGCCCAAAUCAAGGCGGCACAGUCGCGGGCUAGCGCGAUGGACAUGAAAUCUGUUGGAUCGUUUUAUUAUGACAAUUUUGCCUUCCCAGCGGGCAUGGUCCCGUACAAGAGACCGGCAGCGGACAAGUCUGGCGUGCCCGUAUACCAGCCGAACGCCACCACCUAUCAGCAGCUGAUGCAGCUGCAGCAGCCAUUCGUGCCCGUGUCAUGUGAGUAUCCCACUUCGCCCGCUCCUCCCCCCUCUUCCGCAGCUUCGCCGUCCAUCCCCGAAGCGGCUGCGUCCGCGCACCCGGCCGCCGCAGCCGCAGCUGCCGCCGCCGUCAUGGCGCACCAGCUGCAGCAGCAGCAGCAACAGCAGCAGCAACAACACGCACAACCGCCUCCUCCUCGACCUGCUUCGAAAGAAAACGAAUCGCAGCUGUCAUCUCAGGCCGCGGCUGCUGCUGCCGUUGCAGCUGCUUCCAUAGCUCCCCCCGCCAGUAUGACUAGCUUACCGGGCGCACAACCCAUGUAUACUGACCCCGCCGCGUUAGCUAAGGAAGUCGCGCAGCAAAACUACGCUAAAGCUGUUAAACUGGCCGCGAUGAACCAGUCGCUGGCUCAUCAGUCGCAAAUGGCACCUCUGAAUCCUCUAAAUUACACAGGAGUGGCUUUGAACAAACAGGCUUUGGGCAUUCCGCAGACCGCUUUGCGCUACCCUCCUACUGCUUUGCCUCUCGGUUUCACUAGCGCCGCCGGGGCCGGGUUUAACUUUAACCUAGCCAAUUCGUAUUCGGCUGCGAUCGCUCAGCAACAACAGAAUUUGCUCGGUAUCGGGCGCGCGGCGCCUCACACAGCUUUUCAACUGAAUCCUUAUUCGAUAAUGCGUCCCGCUACGGCUUAUACUAACGCUGGGGCCACGACGGUGACGGCUUCGCCGAUUUUUAACGGGAGCCUGUUGGGCGCGCAGUAUCCGGUUACGGUUUCGGCUGCGCCGGUGACUACAGUAACGCCCAGCGCCGCGAGUAUAGUAGCGGCUGCCGCGCAGAACAAUAAUAACGUGCAGCCUUACAAGAAACUUAAAACUUCUUAAAAACGGAAAUAGUUCGUUAUUUUAUAUAAUAUAUGAUGUCGUUUCCUAAUUUCGUGUUUGAUUCGUGUUGUUUUUAAUAGGGUGCGGGGUGUCUUGUAGGUGUCAUUUCGUUGACAAGUGACGUUGUGAACGUCAAAUGAAUAACGGUAUAUGUGUACAUUUUGAUUACUUUGUCCGCUUGGCUCAUAGGAUUAAAAAAAUGACUAAUUUUGACAAUGUUUUGUAAAAUGACCAAAGAAAAAAAUAAUUUUUAUAGUCAAAAUGUUUUUAAAAUUUUUAUUUAAAAUGUUGAAUUGUAUUUCUUGUUUGUUUUGUGUUGUUUAGCGUCAAACGUGUUUUAUAUAGACGUAGUAGUUGUACACAGUACAACAAAUUACAUUUGACAAUGACAAAAUCAUAGAUCGAUAACUUAAAGUAUAUUGACAUUUGCCUGAUUUUGCAUUGUCACCUAUUCAGAUUUUAUUUAAAAAUAAAUGCAGUUUUUCUUAAAUUACUUAAAAUUUUCCUGUUCAAAUUUGGUAAGUGUAUUCGGCAUACGCAGAUCGUUAAAAAACUAUUUAUGACGCUAUAAAAUCAACAGGGAGCCAAUAUUUGAACAGUUCAAAAUUUUUAUGGGAUUUUCUGUGUCCCAAGACGAUGCACAACCCGGUAUAUCAAUUUAAUUGUAUAUCUAUUUAGAACUGGUGUAUCAUAUUACCAGCUAUUAUGAAAUAGAAGUUGUUCAAAUCUCAUGAUGAAGAAUCAUCUUAUAUCAAGAAAAAUUACACAGAUUAUCUACAAAAUACUUUCUUUAUAUGCAUAGUCCACUCCCUUUUUAGUGUACUAUGGUUAAUUUUUGAAGUUAAAUAUUUUUAAACACAUAUUUUUAAAAUUACUUGUGCAAUAAAUAUAUUGAAGCAUACUAGAAUAAGUUUUUUAUAUUUAUCUAAAUUUAGUCUAACAACCCGUACUAUUGAAAGCUUUAAAAGUAACCAAAAUGUAUAUAAAAAAUAUAGUGAUCACUCUACUUAAUUUUUUCCUCUUAAGAGAAAGAAGCCUAAUCAAGAUACCCUGUAUAUAUUUUAACUAUAUUAUAUUGUCGUUUUUUUCGUAGUGUAAUAUGAAGUAGUGAUGUCAAAAUUUAGCCAAAAAAAAAUAAUUUUUUGUUUCGGUAAUUCAAAAUUACGCGAGUUGUUUCUUUUUAAUAGUUUUUGUUUGUUCGUUUUUUAAUGGUAUUAUUAAUAUGUUCGUUAUUUCGUAAGAGUUAUCGUGUUGUUUUUAUAUAAUGGAACCUAGAACAGUUCUAGUCAAAUUCGUGGUUUCAAACGUUCGAUUAAACUAAACUAUGGACCGUGUCGUCUCGGUAAGCGAGUGCCUCAUACCACAGCUUUUUUAAUACCAGCAGGUCAUCUUCAGCCUACUUUAGAGUGAUAAAAUUGAUGCUAUUCCUAUCCAGCAAUGUCCGUGGAUAUCUUAUACUUGUAGCUGAGAGUAAGCUUUUUAAAACAUGCGAGAUAAUCAGCUGGUGUUAAAUAAGCUAUGUGAUAAUACUGUGAUACCCUCACAACCGCUACUUGCACCGCUAUUAACGCCUCUCCCCCAUCUCAGACCUCCUCAACACACAUCUCCCCUACUAAUUCCUCCUACAAAAAUGCAAUUUUUGGUGGAUAUACAUUCCCAUAGGCCGAUUGUAUUUUACUC